UAGCUAUUAAAAUAAAAUUUUCACUAUCAAAACAACUUUUCUCUCAUUUAUAAAAAAAAAAAAAAAAAAAAAAAAAAAAGAGAAACACUUGAGCUUGCUCUGACAUCUCAGAGAAAACCACGCUUUCAUCUCACUCCGGCAUCAUCCCAGUCGACGAUCCUUUUGUCGCCAUCACCAUGAGCUUCAUUUCCAGGAGCUGACUAGCUGAGCCUGAGUCAGUCUUCAGGUCCUUUAAAGGGUCAUAUUUUCAAGGGUCUACACGAAAAAGCUUCUGAAGGGAACACACUUUGGGUCAAGUCUCCAGUCAUUGUUUUGAAGCUUUGCACUGCUCUUUUACUUCUAUGAAGUUUACGUGUUUGAGCAAAGGUGGUGGUUUCCAUUUCCCAUCCUGUCACAUACUCAAUAUUUGUGGCUUUAGGAUUUUGUUUGAUGUCCCAUUGGACCUCUCAGCUCUUACAAUCUUCUCUCCUGUACCAAAUGAUUUCGAUAAUUUAGAUGAAGAGAAUUGCUGUUGCCUGGAGUCUGACAAACAUAGGACACCAGAAAAAACCGCCCCGAAUGCGAGAAAUCUUGUUUAUGCAGAGCCUUGUUAUAAAACUGUUAAAAAUCUACACUUGUGGAAUGCCUCUUUCAUUGAUGUUGUUCUUAUUUCGAGCCCAAUGGGCAUGCUUGGAUUACCGUAUCUUACUCGAAUGAAAGGUUUUUCUGCUAAGAUAUAUGUAACUGAGGCCACUGCUAAACUUGGGAAACUUAUGAUGGAGGACCUUGUGUCAAGUCAUAUGGAAUACAAACGAUUUUAUGGAGACAAAGAGUCUGUUUGCCCUCAAGGGAUGAAGUUCGAAGAGCUUGAUCAACUUUUACCCACACUGAAGGAGAUUGCUUUAGGCAAAGAUGGAGAGGAUUUGGGUGGUUGGAUGCCCCUAUACAGUGCAGUUGAUGUGAAUGAUUGCUUGCAAAAGGUUCAAACACUUAAAUAUUUGGAAGAAACCUGCUAUAACGGCACAUUGAUCAUAAAGGCAGUAAGCUCAGGGGCAGAAAUUGGAGCUUGUAAUUGGGGAAUAAAUAGUCCAAAAGGGGAUAUUGCAUUUAUUACCAGCUCCAUCUUUCUUUCUGGGCAUGCAAUGGAUUUUGAUUACCAUGCUCUUAAAGGGAAUGAUUUAAUCAUAUAUUCAGAUUUCAAUUUCAUGCAUGCCAUGGAUGACCUAGAUAAUGGAUUCAAUUCUGCCCCAGUAACGGAUUCUAUCAGAUCUUUAGCAUCUGCUGAUAUUUCAGAGGAAAGGGACAAACUAGCUUUUGUAUGCUCUUGUGCGGUUGAUUCUGUUAAAAAUGGUGGUUCUGUUCUUAUUCCCAUUGAUCGACUUGGACUUAUUCUGCAGCUAUUGGAAGAAAUAUCAACUGCACUGGAUUAUUCAAACAUGAAGGUUCCCAUAUACUUCAUUUCUUCUGUAGCAAAAGAAUUACUAGCUUUCACAAAUGUCAUACCUGAGUGGCUGUGCACUGAGAGACAAGAAAAGCUGUUUUCUGGUGAGCCAUCGUUUGCCCAUGCAGAGCUCAUAAAGCAGAAAAAGCUUCACGUGUUUCCAGCCAUUUAUUCACCUGAAUUAUUAAUGAAUUGGCAGGAACCAUGCGUAGUAUUUUGUCCUAAUUGGAGUUUACGACUCGGUCCGGUUGUUCACUUGCUUCAGCGAUGGUGCAUUGAUCGAAAUUCUCUACUUGUUCUUGAGAAUGGAAUUGAUGCUCAGCUGGCUCUUUCACCUUAUAAGCCCAUGGAAAUGAAGGUUCUUCAGUGCUCAUUUUUCUCUGGAAUAAGUUUGAAUAAAGUUCAACCUUUGCUGAAGAUUUUGCAACCGAAAAUUGUUGCGUUCCCCAAGGAUUUAAGGCGGAUUAGUUUUCAAGAAUCGACACCCUUCUCGAUCUUACACUACUCCGAGAAUGAAACACUAGCUAUACCAAAUUUGAAGAGCUCAGAACUUGAAAUUCCAAUGGAGUUGGCUACACAAUUCCAUUUCAAGAAGUUGAAACAAGAACACAUUAAUGUGACAAGGGUAAAGGGAGAGCUCCUUGUUAGUAACGGCAAACAUCAGUUAAUUUCUGAGACCAAACAGUCAGACCAGGAGAAAUGCAGGCCUGUUCUUUGCUGGGGUUCCCCGAGUACAGAUACUCUACUAGCAGCAUUGUCGGAAAGGGGUAUCAGCGGAACAGUGGAAGGCGAUACGGUAGAUUUGGAAGGUGAAAAUGUUUCUGUGGUACACGUCCAUGAACCUAACAGAGCUUGUAUAAAAAUCGGUGUUGCGAUUACUGUUGUUACAACUGCUGACGAAGAUUUAGCUGGUCGGAUUUCAGAUGCUAUAUAUAGUGUUCUUGACAAUGCUUAAGAGGCCAAAUUGAACAAUAUGUACAUGUUCCUGUCAGGGCCAAAAUAAAAAUAUAAAAAAAAUUAUUAAGUUUUUAUUUAAGUAAAAUUAAGUGUAUUAUAAACAACAAAUAUUCAUAGCUUAGUUGGUUGAGGUGGAAGCUAUGGUUCCUGUAUAUAUUAUUAAAUGCUGUUCAAUUA
Cannabis sativa is the source of this 2554-nucleotide messenger RNA. RefSeq lists its product as uncharacterized. Lineage: Eukaryota; Viridiplantae; Streptophyta; Magnoliopsida; Rosales; Cannabaceae. The coding region runs from base 342 to 2375 and encodes 677 amino acids. Gene Ontology annotation, biological process: snRNA processing. The record is from RefSeq and is a predicted model, not a curated record. The transcript has 12 exons. Gene Ontology annotation, cellular component: integrator complex.